This is a messenger RNA of Aptenodytes forsteri (emperor penguin), 3520 nucleotides long. It is a transcript of the gene NLN, whose product is annotated as neurolysin. Bases 72 to 2180 code for a protein of 702 amino acids. The transcript has 13 exons. Lineage: Eukaryota; Metazoa; Chordata; Aves; Sphenisciformes; Spheniscidae. Gene Ontology annotation, biological process: peptide metabolic process; proteolysis. The record is from RefSeq and is a predicted model, not a curated record. Gene Ontology annotation, molecular function: metalloendopeptidase activity. Gene Ontology annotation, cellular component: mitochondrial intermembrane space.
UCUUUCAUCAGCAGAGAAUAUAGUUUUCCAUCCUACGUGAAGCUGAUAUACUCUGAUUUUUGUGUGCCUACAUGGAGCUGUCAGAUCUAUCAGCAAGUACAAUAAACUGGUCCGUUGGGCCACGGCUUGUGUUGAGAAUGACAUUAGGAGCAGAAAUUACUAGCCAGCUCAAGGCUUCUUCAUACAUAGCAUCAGGCCAAAACCUUUUGAGAUGGAACCUGUCACCAGAGCAAAUUAGAACAAGAACAGAAGAACUAAUCAGGAAGACAAAGCAUGUAUAUGACAGUGUUGGGAUGCUUGAUAUUGGAGAAGUAACACAUGAAAAUACUGUACGGGCCUUGGCAGAUAUAGAAGUGGAAUACACAGUGGAAAGAAGCAUGUUGGAUUUUCCCCAGCAUGUCUCACCUGACAAAGAGGUACGCUUAGCAAGUACAGAAGCUGACAAAAAGCUUUCUAAUUUUGAUGUGGAGAUGAGCAUGAGAGAAGAUGUGUUUCAGAAGAUUGUUUAUUUGCAGCAAACCUGCGAUCUUGAGAAUGUAAAGCCUGAAACAAAGCGGUAUCUAGAGAAAUCAGUUCAACUGGGAAAAAGAAACGGACUCCAUCUUCCUAAAGAAGUGCAGAAUGAAAUAAAGACAAUGAAGAAAAAAUUGAGUGAGCUGUGUAUAGACUUUAAUAAAAACCUGAAUGAGGAAGACACAUUUCUUGUAUUUUCUAAGGAAGAACUUGAAGGCCUUCCUGAUGACUUUAUUAAGAGUUUAGAGAAGACUGAGGAAGACAAAUAUAAAAUUACUUUAAAGUAUCCCCACUAUUUUCCUGUCAUGAAGAAGUGCUGCAUUUCGGAAACCAGGAGAAAAAUGGAAUCUGCCUUUAACUCGAGAUGCAAAGAGGAGAACACAAAAAUUCUUCAGCAAUUGCUUCCACUAAGGGCAAAAGUAGCAGAACUUCUUGGUUAUAAUACACAUGCCAACUUUGUCCUGGAGGUAAACACUGCAAAGAGCACAGAUAAUGUAACAGCCUUCUUAGAUGAUUUGAGUAAGAAGCUAAAGCCAUUGGUUGAGGAAGAAAGAGAAUUCAUUCUAGAUUUGAAGAAAAAGGAGUGUAAAGAAAGAAACUCUGAUUAUGAUGGAAGAAUCAAUGCAUGGGAUCUUCAUUAUUAUAUGAACAAAACAGAAGAACUGAAGUACUCCAUAGAUCAAGAAAAGCUGAAGGAAUACUUCCCAAUUGAGGCUGUUACAGAAGGCUUACUGAAUAUUUACCAGCAGCUGCUGGGACUUGUAUUUGAGCAAGUAGAAAGUGCUCAUGUUUGGCACGACAGCGUUACUCUUUACACAGUAAAGGAUAAUUCAACAGGGGAAAUGUUAGGGCAGUUCUAUUUGGACCUUUACCCCAGAGAGGGAAAGUAUGGGCAUGCAGCAUGCUUUGGUCUCCAACCCGGCUGUCUUCUCUCUGAUGGCAGCAGAAUGAUGUCUGUAGCUGCUCUGGUAACCAACUUCACAAAACCAGCAUCAGAUCGCCCAUCAUUGCUGCGACAUGAUGAAGUAAGGACUUACUUCCAUGAAUUUGGUCAUGUAAUGCAUCAAAUAUGUGCACAGACUGAUUUUGCUAGGUUUAGUGGAACUAAUGUGGAAACAGACUUUGUAGAGGUACCUUCACAAAUGUUUGAGAACUGGGUGUGGGAAAAAGAACCGCUACAGCAAAUGUCAAGACAUUAUAAAGAUGAGAGCCAUGUUGGAGACACUCUCCUUGAGAAACUUGCUGCCUCUAGGCUGGCUAAUACAGGCCUUUUAACCCUCCGUCAGAUUGUUUUGAGCAAAGUUGACCAGGUGCUGCAUACAAAGCCAUCUGCUGACCCAGCAGAUGAAUAUGCUAAAUGCUGUGUGGAGACCCUAGGAAUUCCUGCCACCCCAGGAACAAACAUGCCAGCUACUUUUGGACAUCUGGCAGGUGGUUACGAUGGUCAGUACUAUGGAUACCUGUGGAGUGAAGUGUUUUCCAUGGACAUUUUUUAUAGCUGCUUUAAGCAAGAAGGAAUAAUGAAUCCAAAGGCUGGGAUGAAAUACAGAAACCUCAUUUUGAAACCUGGAGGAUCUUUGGAUGGGAUGGAUAUGCUACAAAAUUUCUUGGAGCGUAAACCAAGCCAGAGAGCUUUCCUGUUGAGUAAGGGAUUACGUGUUCAGUAAAAUUAUGGUUCCUUUGUAAUGGCAUAUAAGUAUGGAAUGAGCUGGAAAUGUCAGUGUAUUUCACAUCUUAACUAUGUAUCACUCUAGGAAAAUUGUGUCACUUUUUGAUGAUUUUUUUAAUUGUAUAAAUAAAAAUGUGAUUUUUUUAAAAUUGCAUAGGACUACAACACUCAACACAUCAGGGAAAAAAUUCUGAAAUGUGCAGAAGCUGAGGGAUUUGGGUGGUAAUUUUUUUUAAUUGUUAUGAAAUAAUACUAAUCAGUAUGGGGAGUUGAUGCUGUGUUUCUUUUUUAAUAGAUGCACUUAAACUAUGUCUUUUGAAUGAAUUUUAAAACUGGAAGGGGGAAAAAAGGAUGCCACAAGCAAUAAAAGAAACAGAUUCAUUCUUCUUCUGUAUUCUUCUAUUGUAUUGAUGGCUCACCAGUGUCUUUGAUGGAGAGGAAGUGUGGUUGAUUUCAUCAUGGUUUGGGUUCAGUCUAGCUUCCUGACAAAUUUCAAGACUGAGAACCUGCCCCAGACACCUUUACAGCAGAGAUACUUGUGUGAUACUUUUAGACUUAAUUCCGAUGCAUGUCAAAUUCUUGUAUCAUUUAUAAACUUAUACAGUAUAACUAAAAAGAAAAAAAACCUACCAUUUGAGCUACCAUUUUCUUCCCUUCAUUGAAGGAAAACAGCCAAAAUCUAUGACCUUGGCAGUUCUUCCACAACUUUUUCUUCUUUGUUGAUGUUCAAACUGGGUCUUUUUUUUCCAAAUUAUAUAAACACUGGCACUGAAAAGUUACACUUGAGCAAUUAUAAUGGUUUCAGUUGGUUUGUGAAGUAUUUUGAGAUACAUAUAAGGAAGGAAGGGACGAAGAUGUCCCCGGUGGGAAUGAUAAAAGUCAAUCCAAGAUUUUCCUAUUCCUUUCCAGUGUGGCAUGCAGAGGUGCUACAAAAAAGCUUCAUAGAUUCAAUGAUUUCAGCUGUGGGAGUGUGAAAGUAAUUGAGGAACUGUUUUGCAGUUUUUCUGCACGAUCAGGAAAAAUGAGUCUUACAAGCCAACUCUACACCACCCAAAUAAAACUGCUAAUCCAAGUGCACUUUUUUUGCCUUUAGAUAUCAUAUCUUACUUUGGUUUUGGUAUUACAACAUGUAUAUGAACAAACUUUAAUUUUGGUUACUAGCUAAUAUAUUUUAGACAUUUGAACCGUAGCUGUAAACAUGGUUGGUAUUUUUAUUUGUUUGUUCAACAGCAAAGGAAGAAAAUGUGCCUGGUCAACUCAAAAGACUUCCUCUUUUUCUCGCAAAAGAAAACUGAAAGCAUUUACUUUGGGCCAAAUCUAUGUGUUUCAGGGGGGGAA